GCUUUAGUUCGAUUUUUCUCCGAAGAACAGGCUUUGUUACAUUUUUGCGGGAUUUCCUAAGAGUACACCUUUGCCUACAUUUUGUAAUAGCUAUCCUCUUUGCAUACUCUUGGUUGUAACCGUUGCUACUGUAAAAAAUCUCGAGGGUUGCAGUUCUUUUGGUAUUGUUUUGUCUGGGAACGUGAAUCUUUUGUCCAAUCGUGAGGUCUCCGUCUGGAGUAGCUUUGAAGAUUAUGAUAUUAGGCGUGUAAAGGAAUCAAACCAUAAGGGCAACAAAUCCGUUGGCAUUAUAGUUUCAGUUGGAAGUGAUCGAGGUAGUUUGAAGUCCGAGGGUGGUUUCUAUUUGGAGUUGUGUCCUGUGAAACGAUUUUCUAGCGCUUUCUAAAAAUGUUUCGAAUAGUGCAAACGUUUGUAGUGGUAACUGCUUAAAUUGAGUGUUCGGAGCUUGGAAAUUGGAUCUGUUUUGCGGGAUAGUUCAGUGGUUCAAGCAUUUUUGCAAAAUGAGUUACAGAAAUUUCGAGAAGACCAUGACUGUGGACGAUGGACUCAUACCAGCUCUCCCAGACGACGUCGCUAUGCAGUGCCUGCUGCGCGUGCAGCCCCAGUCGCACGCGCAAUUGCAGCAAGUCUCCAGAAGAUGGAAUGAGCUCGUCAACAGCCCGUGGUAUUAUCAAGAGCGCAAACGCAGUGGCACAAGCGAGAAGCUCUUGUGCAUUAUGCAAGUCGUGGAGCCCCUCUCUGCACCGUCGUUGGCAGCAAAAACCCCUGGCUCUUCCUCGUCUACGAAGCACUCGCCCAUGUUCGGGAUUAACGUUUUGAACGUGCAGCAACGGACGUGGGAGCGUCUCUCUCCUAUUCCCGAUUUUCCCGAAGGCCUCCCGAUUGUCGGCCGAAUGGUCGCUGUGGGCGGAAAGCUGAUUGUUCUUGGCGGAUGGAAUCCCUCUACGUAUGAGACUCUACAAUCAGUGUACAUCUACAACUUUGUUACUCAAACCUGGUCUAGGAAAGCUCCUAUGCCAACGAGUCGUUCAUUCUUUGCAUGCUCAGUUGUGGAGAACUACGUUUUCGUCGCAGGAGGACACGAUAAUGAUAAAGUCGCACUGAAAUCAGCUGAAGUUUACAAUGUUGAGACUGACCAAUGGGCUCCCCUCGCGUCAAUGCACGAGGAGCGAGACGAAUCAACAGGUAUAUGCCUCGAUGGGCAAUUCUACGUUGUCAGUGGCUAUUCUUCAACCAGCCAGGGCCAAUUCUCCCAGAGUGCCGAAGUCUACAAUCCAUCAGCGAACGCAUGGACGUUGCUUGAAGGCUUCUGGUCUAUGGAGAUGCAAACUUCGCGUCCAGCUGGUCCCUUCGCAGUCAUGUAUGGGAGAUUGUACACUUUAAAUGGGAAAAAUCUCCACAGGUAUGAUGUCACAACUGCAUCCUGGUCAGUUGUGGAAUCAAUUCCAGACAGUGAAGUAAACCCUAUUUGUGUAGCUGCUUUAGACGAGGCGCUCUUCAUCACAGGGCCAUCUCACAGCAGCGAAGAGCUUGGUCAUGGCACAUUUUUGUACAAGCCAGCUGACAGAAGCGUAACAAAGAGGUGUACGAGUGAAUGGGGGAGCCUCACCAGACCAGCUGGUUUAGUUGGUGCGGCUCAGUUCGCACAUGUCAUCGAGAUUUAAGCAAACCGACGAUUAAAUUAUCCACGUCCUCAGAAGCAUCCUGCUGCCCUGAAUGUCAAAGACUGAGCCAAUUGCACUCGACGUCCCACCUCCGCUACUUUUUCCAGUAUUGAGCUCACCAUACGGCUGCUCCGUUGCAAAUAGCGAGCAUCAACACUCCCCACAACCACCAGGCUGGAACCAAUGAUUCGAGUAAUGAGAAAUGGUGUGCUGGAUCAAGUUGAGGAAUCUACCAUAUUCACUACAAAUCAUGCGAACACAUUGUGGCAGCCGAAUUGUACAGAGUACUUUUGCCAGAGGUUGUGGUUUAAUCGGAGUACAGUUAGCGGUCGAAACAAUUUCGUAGAUACAUUACUGACAUGAUUGUAAAGAAACCAAAUUGUGACUUAAACCGUCUUUUAGAAAAUCUAUCAAGUAUUUUCUCAGCUAUUGUAACCCCUAACGAGUCAUAGAAAAUGAUACGAAUGUAUUUGUGAAUCUGAGGGGAGAUCUAGAACUCUUUAACAGUCCAUAUUAAUCUCAUGUCGUCAUUUAUCAUCCUGUAAAAGUUGUUCUCAAAAGCGUAUAUGAGAUUAGCAACAAUUCGUUCCAUCCA
Molecule: messenger RNA, 2259 nt
Organism: Physcomitrium patens
Lineage: Eukaryota; Viridiplantae; Streptophyta; Bryopsida; Funariales; Funariaceae
Product: F-box/kelch-repeat protein At1g80440
Biological process (GO): negative regulation of cytokinin-activated signaling pathway; regulation of phenylpropanoid metabolic process
Molecular function (GO): protein binding
Source: RefSeq, a predicted model, not a curated record